Messenger RNA from Chiroxiphia lanceolata (lance-tailed manakin), 3357 nucleotides. Its product is annotated as SAM domain-containing protein SAMSN-1-like. The record is from RefSeq and is a predicted model, not a curated record. Bases 313 to 2343 code for a protein of 676 amino acids. The transcript is spliced from 18 exons. Gene Ontology annotation, molecular function: protein binding. NCBI's taxonomy places the organism in Eukaryota, Metazoa, Chordata, Aves, Passeriformes, Pipridae.
CAAACCAAAGAAAUCUGUGAAUUACACAGUCCUGCUGAUGAGUUCUUCCAGUGGCAGAUGAAGCUGCACCAGUAGAAUGGCUGUCACUGGACUGCAAGACUGGAGGCAGGGCCCAAUUAUUUGCAGUGUUUUCAAACAGCAAAAUUGGUUUAGUCCUAAUCUUCAUUAUCAAGCAGUCAACAUGUCAGGUGGCAGUUUGUAAUCUCCAGGGGGAAAUGUACAAACAGCUGGGAGAGCAAGAAGGAGCUGCAUUGUGCGGCGGGAGUUUGUCGAGCGGAGUUUUAGGGUGCUGGAGUGGAUCUCUAUACCAACAUGAAUCUUUUCUGUUUUUCUCUGGAGGGCUCAAUGGACAGCUUGUAUGAGCCUGUCCCAGAACAUCAGGAACCCAAGGAUACAACUACUACUGACAGCCAGGCUAGUACUCCAGGGAGCCCACAUCUGAACUGUGGACCACCUGAUAGGUCUAAGUCUUUGGAAUUUCCUGACUUUGAGAACACAGUGACCAAAAAAAGAAAAUCCAUCCAGAAGUCCAUGUCUGAAAAUGAAGCAUUUGACAGGAAAAAUGUGAAUGGCACACUUUGGCAGGGUUCCAGGAAGCCGGAGAAUGAUUCGUACAUCAGAAGGCACUGUCAGCUUGAAGAAGAUAAUAUUAUUGCUGAUGGAAUACAUUUGCUGCAAGGAAAGAAGAUAGAAGAAACAACAUGCCAGGUGAUAAACUAUGAGCAAUGGAUUCCACCGCGAGUUCACAAUCCAGGUGCACCUGGUAAUAGUGAAAUGGGUACAGAACCAGAAGAUAAAGUAGAGUCCAUGGGAACAUUAAAACGAUUGCAGAAAUUGGUCCGAACAAAAAAAACGAGUACACAAAGCUUGGAAGAUGUCAAGCAUGUUUUACUCCCCCUCAAUGCGUUAGAGGAUGCUUAUCUCUCUGAAGAGGAUGAAGAAGCACUGACUUCUUGCAUGAAGUUGACAAGACCUCAGGAGAAGAAAACCUGGAAAGAUAGCUCAAGGAGAAAAGAAGAGAGUGAGACCAGGCCAGAUUUUAUUUCUGCGUCUCUGGGCCGCACAUACACUUCCAGACUUAAUAACUUAGGAACUAUUUCAAUUCAUUCGGAAACCGAAUUUCACUUGUGGAGUGACUGGAAGACGUUUCCUGACAACCAGCUCUGUCCUUGUGACUUCUUGAUUUCAAAAAUAGAAGAAUGGGAAAACUGUACUUGCUCUUCUCAUCAGCCACAUCUCACAUAUUCCCUAACUGAUAUGGAUCUACAGUACUCCUGGCGCACAAGCAGCUUUGGAAGCUUUGACCGUUUCAGGCACCACUCGAUAUCAAAGACAGAUGAUUCAGCUGAGAUCUCUGAGCUGGAGACUAUAAGUGACAUUGGAGAAACAGUACAAACCAAAGCAGCAAAUAACGGAGGAAGUCUGAGUAAGAAGAUGAGAGCCAUCUCACUCACCAUGAAGAGAAAGAUGGGUAAAAAGUACAUCAAGGCACUCUCUGAGGAAAUGAAUGAAGAAGGAAAAGAUGACAGUGAUCCUGGUGGUGGAAUACACACUGAGAAGGUAUCCCUAAAAACCAGUGACUCCUUGGAAAGUCUCUAUAGUCUGAACAGUGGCCAGAGCUCAUCUAGUGGGGUGACCAGCUGCUCAGAUGGAACGAGCAACAGGGACAGCCUCCGGUUUGAUGACGAGGUCCCCUACAGUGGCCCCUUCUGCGGCCGGGCCAAAGUCCACACUGACUUCACACCAAGUCCUUAUGACACCGACUCUCUGAAAAUCAAGAAAGGAGACAUUAUAGAUAUCAUCUGUAAAACCCCCAUGGGCAUAUGGACAGGCAUGCUGAACAACAAAGUAGGAAACUUCAAGUUCAUUUACGUGGAUAUUAUCUUGGAAGAAGAAGCUGCACCCAGAAAGAUAAACCAGCACCGAGGAAGCAAAAGGACCAAGCCUAAAACAUUGCAAGAGCUCCUGGAAUGUGUCCACCUGCAGGAAUAUGCCUCAACCCUCUUGCUAAAUGGCUACGAAACUCUAGAGGACUUAAAGGAUCUACAGGAAAGCCACUUGAUCGAAUUAAAUAUUUCAAACCCAGAAGACAGGGCAAGAUUGUUAUCAGCAAUUGAAAAUCUACAGGAUUGUGACAUUGAACAACAGCAAAAAAGUGAGGAUGGUCAGGAGACACAGAACUUAAGCCCUCACCCAAACUCUGACAAAUCACAGUUAAAUGACUGUCCAAGAGAUUCUGGCUGUUACAUCUCAUCAGAAAAUUCAGAUAAUGGCAAAGAAGAAGUAGACCCAGAAGCCCUGUCUGACAUGGUGCAGUCAAUAACAAUCACCGAGUCAAACUGACUCAGUCCUGCUGCUUUUCUGGAGAUUUUCAGAAAAGACAGUCAGAUUUGGCAGUAUGAUGGCACAGAAGCAGAACACAAAAUAUUCUCAACACCGAAAAUCUACUUUUGUCUGAUGUAUGAUGCUCUAGACUGUUUAAUAUGUGGACACUUGAUAGUUAAAUGUUAGUUGAUAAUAAGAAUAUCUCCCGGUUUUCUUUUCAAUGAAUUCACAGACUUUUCACUGGAAAAGUUUAUACAUAAGUAUUUAUAAAUAUUUGUACAGCAAAUGCAUUUUCUAUAAUAAUAGAGAUAUUUUUUAGGUAGUGGUUCAUAAUCUGGAAAUGUUAAUUUCUGGAACUGUCCAAAAUGUAAAUAUUGUAUAUAUUUAUUUUAAAAAUAUAUGGAUUGAUCACACUGUCUCUAUUUUCAGCUGUGUUUUGCUGAUAUAUGUACAGAAUGUACUUUCAUUGAUAUAUCAUCAUAAUAAAGAGUGGAUACAUUCAUACUCUACUUUGAAAAGUACCAAGCUAAUUCUCACUAAAACUGUUUCAUACCACUCCAAAAGGAGCUCUAAAGUAGACUAUCAUCUCCUGUACUUUAUCUUGAAGGCAUGAAAGAACUGUAGGGUGGAUCUGAAUCUAGUUCUCUGUGUUCCUUAUCUUUUAGAAGAACACAGCCACCUGAAUGGCUUAUGCAGUGGCAAUUCUUUUAUGGUUAUUUUCACCUGUUCUCAUUUGUCCCAAGCAUUACACAGAGAAUGCAAGCUUGGAGAAAAAAAUAAUCAGUAUCAAUGUUAUGCUUUUAUGAUAAUCUUUUUGUGAAGCUGUUGCCUUUUGUGUGUGGUGUGAAGUUUGUUAAUAGAGUAUUUGUUUGUAUACAGAACUCGGAAGCUAACAUGGUUAUUGUGCAUGAUUGUCUUUCAUAUGAGAUUUUAUUGUCUUUUCCCAGUAUAUUUCACACUGGAAUGCACAUUUUAACCGCCUGUCUUCUUUUAUAGUACUUCCUUCAAUAAUAAACAGAAGCAUGUGUUUAA